GUGGGAGGAGGGUUGGGUCUAUAGAACUAUUCUAGCGAUAGCAACAAAAACCCUGGAGAGUAAAGUACACCAGGGCGAUAAGUCUGAACGAAAAAACAAACAACUGGGAACAAGAGCAAGAAAGAGGAGAAGACUGACAGCUGUUGGACGGAGGAGGAGAGACAGCAGAACAGCAGAGCAGAGCGGAAGGGAGCGGUAGGAGAAAGGAGAAAGAGAUAAGCAGGAGACAAACAAGAGGAAGCACAUGGUGUAAAAAUGCCCACCAACUUUACUGUAGUCCCAGUAAAGGAUAAUUCGAGGAAGGCAAUAGAGGACAACGAGGAGGAUGAUGUGGAUGACAACAAUGUCCUGAAAGAGGAAGAGGAGGAAGCCACAGGUGAUGGCGUCCCAAAGGAAAAUAGUCCCUUUAUCAACAACACAGACAAUGACAAAGGCAACAGCUACGAUGGCACCAACAUGGCUCUUUUUGAGGAGGAGAUGGACAGCAACCCUAUGGUGUCAUCUCUCCUCAAUAAACUGGCAAACUACACCAAUCUCACCCAGGGGGCCCAAGAGCAUGAGGAGGCUGAUGAUGAUGAGGGACCCAAGAAGAAAGCUGUUAAGAGCCCUCAGAUGGGGACCUUCAUGGGUGUCUACCUCCCCUGCCUCCAGAAUAUUCUGGGGGUCAUCUUAUUUCUGCGGCUUACUUGGAUUGUUGGCACUGCCGGAAUCUUGGAGUCCUUGGCGAUAGUCGGCUUGUGCUGCUCUUGUACCAUGCUGACAGCCAUAUCCAUGAGUGCAAUCGCUACUAAUGGGGUUGUGCCAGCUGGAGGCUCAUACUACAUGAUUUCCAGAUCUCUGGGCCCAGAGUUUGGUGGCGCUGUAGGUCUUUGUUUCUACCUGGGCACAACCUUCGCUGGCUCCAUGUAUAUCUUGGGUACUAUAGAAAUUCUGCUGACCUACAUCGUGCCUAAAGCAGCCAUCUUUGUUGCAGAGAAAAAGGAGGAUGCAGUGGAUGCUUUGCUAAAUAACAUGCGUGUUUAUGGCACAUGCUGCCUAACACUGAUGGCUGUAGUGGUUUUUGUAGGGGUGAAAUAUGUCAACAAGCUUGCGCUAGUCUUCCUGGCCUGCGUCAUUCUCUCCAUCCUCGCCAUCUAUGCUGGAGUCAUCAAGACCAUCUUUGAGCCACCGGACUUUCCUGUUUGCAUGUUGGGGAAUCGCACUCUGCAGAACAAUAACUUUGACCGUUGCCUUAAGACAGAGGUUAUAGACAAUGUGACGGUCACUACCAAGCUGUGGAGGUUGUUUUGUGACGGACCUGAGCUCAAUGCCACCUGCAAUGACUAUUUUUUCAACAACAAUGUGACCAUGGUGCAGGGCAUCCCGGGACUGACCAGUGGAGUCAUUUCAGAAAAUAUGUGGUCAGAGUAUGGCCCUCUGGGUAGGUUGGUAGAAAACACGAAGUUGCCAUCUGUUGGGGGAAGUGACCCUGCCCAGGACAUCUACUUGCCCUAUGUAGUCAAUGAUAUCACCACCUUUUUCACACUGCUGGUUGGCAUCUACUUCCCAUCUGUCACUGGUAUCAUGGCUGGUUCAAACCGGUCAGGUGACUUGCGGGAUGCUCAGAAAUCCAUCCCCGUUGGGACCAUACUGGCUAUUGCUACCACCUCCGUCAUCUACAUUACAUGUGUGGUGCUAUUCGGGGCCUGCAUUGAGGGAGUUCUGCUUCGAGACAAAUUUGGAGACUCUGUGAAAGGGAACCUUGUUAUAGGCACACUAUCGUGGCCGUCACCGUGGGUUAUUGUGAUUGGCUCAUUCUUUUCCUGCUGUGGGGCAGGGCUGCAGAGUUUGACUGGUGCCCCACGCCUGCUGCAGGCCAUCGCACGAGAUGGCAUUGUACCUUUCUUACAGGUGUUUGGCCAUGGGAAAGCUAAUGGAGAACCUACCUGGGCUCUGCUGCUGACUGCUGGGAUCUGUGAGAUUGGCAUCCUUAUCGCCUCCCUGGAUGCUGUGGCUCCUAUUCUCUCCAUGUUUUUCCUCAUGUGCUACUUGUUUGUCAACCUGGCCUGUGCGGUUCAGACCCUGCUGCGGACCCCUAACUGGAGACCACGCUUCAAAUACUACCACUGGGCUCUGUCCUUCCUGGGAAUGAGCUUGUGUCUUGCUCUUAUGUUCAUCUCCUCCUGGUACUAUGCUAUUGUGGCCAUAGCCAUCGCUGGCUGCAUCUACAAAUACAUCGAAUACAGAGGGGCAGAGAAGGAGUGGGGAGACGGCAUCCGUGGCCUUUCUCUCAAUGCAGCACGGUACGCCCUCAUUCGCCUGGAGGAGGCUCCACCACACACGAAGAACUGGAGGCCUCAGUUGUUGGUGCUCCUGAACCUGGAUUCAGAUCAAGGAGUCAGACACCCUCGUCUGCUGUCCCUCACCACCCAGCUGAAGGCAGGGAAAGGCCUAACAAUAGUGGGAAAUGUCUUAGAGGGAACCUAUCUCACUAAAGAGGCAGAAGCCAAGAGGGCUGAGCAGAACAUCAAGUCUUCCAUGUCAGCAGAGCGAACAAAGGGUUUCUGCCAUGUUGUGGUGUCUUCAAACCUCAGGGACGGCUUCUCCCACCUCAUCCAGUCUGCAGGGCUAGGAGGCAUGAAGCACAACACAGUCCUAAUGGCCUGGCCCGGGACCUGGAGGCAGUCCAAUGACCCGCAGUCAUGGAGGAAUUUCAUAGAGACUGUGCGGGAGACCACAGCUGCCCAUCAGGCCUUGCUUGUGGCUAAGAAUGUGGACAGUUUCCCUACCAACCAGGACCGCCUGGGGGAAGGCACCAUUGAUGUGUGGUGGGUGGUUCACGAUGGAGGCAUGCUGAUGCUGCUGCCCUUCCUGCUGCGACAGCACAAGGUGUGGAGGAAGUGUAAGAUGCGUAUUUUCACUGUGGCCCAGAUGGAUGACAACAGCAUCCAAAUGAAGAAAGAUCUCCAGAUGUUCCUUUACCACCUGCGACUGGAUGCAGAAGUGGAAGUGGUGGAGAUGCAUGAUAAUGAUAUCUCAGCCUUCACCUAUGAGAAGACACUGGUGAUGGAGCAGAGGUCUCAGAUGCUGAAACAGAUGCAACUUUCCAGGACUGAGAGGGAGAGAGAGAUUCAGAGUAUCACUGACGAAUCACGUAGCUCAAUCCGGAGGAAGAACCAGGGUGCUGCCCCGAGCGUGAACCUCAGCCAACAGUCCUCACCGAUGGAGGACACUCAGGAGGACGAGGCUCAGCUCAUCCAUGACAGAAACACAGCAUCUCACGCCACGAUUAAUGACAAGGCCGACACUGGGCCUGAGCGGGUUCACAUGACUUGGACCAAGGACAAGCUCUUCACAGAGCGUAAUCGCAACCGCGAGUGCAAUGCCAAUGUGGCUGUACGCGACCUGUUUAACAUGAAACCAGAGUGGGAGAGUCUUAACCAGUCAAAUGUUCGUCGGAUGCACACCGCUAUCAAGCUGAACGAGGUGGUGGUCAACAAGUCCCAGGGAGCUCACCUGGUUCUGCUCAACAUGCCUGGACCACCCAGGAACAGAGGAGGAGAUGAAAACUACAUGGAGUUCCUGGAGGUUCUCCUUGAGGGUCUGAACCGGGUCCUGCUGGUGCGAGGCGGUGGCCGUGAAGUCAUCACCAUCUACUCUUAAAAAGAAGUCUCACACCCCACCCUGCACACAUAAGCUGCUUCCAUGGAAACAGCCGGCAUUUUCGUUGAAGAAGCCUAAAUUGUUUUUUAUGAAGGGCGGGGUUUGUUGAAAGGCAGGACCGCUUGUGACAGAUGGUCUGAAGGACCUCAGGAUGAAGGAAACAGCAUUGAAUCAGUUGACUGACAGAGUACAAGCACAAUGUGUGUCCAUGCUGGUCCACAGUACCCCUGCACAUGGAAGAUAGGGACACUUUAUUUUGUUCAUUUAACACUGAAGACAUUGUUUUGUUGUGUUCUGUUACAUUUUUAUUUUCGUUCCCUCACGUGUAGAUGUUGUCAAGUUACUGGCACUCAGUGUCUAAGAUAAGUAGAACGGAGUAUUAGGGCCAUUGUAGUUAUAACAAAAGAAAGAUUACGUUGCCGGGGGAGGGGGGUAAUAUUCCGAGAAUUUCAUAAAUUAAAUUUAUGAUAAAAAAUCAUGGAUAUUUUACAAGAAAAAAAACUCACCAACCAGUAUUAUGAGAUACUUCCUUCUGACCAAAGCUGGAGGACACAAGCAUAACAAACUGCAGAAGAUGUCACUGAUCAAGUGGCUUUGUUGCAGUCCCUCGUAUCUACCUAACUGUCUGAAAGCUCCACUUCUUCUCCUAUUGUCUUUGUCUUGUAUUUUUAAUGAAUGAAUAACAACACCAUUUUAAGUAUUUUUCUCACAAAUUUACCAUUUUUUUCUGAAUAUUACCUCCUCUCAUGGCUCCAUAAUUAUUAUUAUUCAUUCAUCUACAAUGGCCCUAAAACACUGAAUGUGUGCUGUUGAUAUGAGCCACGUAGUCUUUCAUGUUGUCUCAAUUCUGGGAGAUGCCGAGACGUUUGCUGGACCUGAGAAAAACAUGCACAGAGAUGACAAGUUACAGAAUGGCUUUGAACUCAGGGGCGAAUUCACAAAGAAAGGAAAGAAUGGCUGCUGAUAGCACCAUGAAAGGUGUGUCUCUUGCAAACGCUAUCUGCCCUGUCUAAACGUGCAAUUCACAAAAGAUAUUGUGGUAAUGACAAUUCGGCUGAAAUACACCCAUAAAGUUAUGCAACUGAGAGCAAUUUUCCCUUGUUUUGCAUCCCAGUAAUAUAUGUUCUUAAAGGGGAAGUAAGUGAUUCUGCAGAAGGACUGUUGAUAUUCGAGCUCAACUGCCAAACAAAUCCUCCCUCCUUUAGUGCUCCCUCAGAAGCUACGCUCCCCAAUUUCAAAUCAUGACGGUUUCAACACUGUUAAAACACCUAGGCCCUUGCCUGGUCAUAUAACAUUCUUCUGUUUAUACUCUUCAGACCUUUUCCUCUUUGGCUGUUUCUCAACCAUCUCUCCUUCUUCACAGUGCCUGGAGUCCAGCACGUUCCAAUGUGCGAUGUAAAGAACUCUCUCUCUCAGUGCCCUCCCCCCAUCACUCCUGUACAUGAGCACUAACUGUUGCUGAUUGGCUGGAAUAAUGUUGUGGGGAACAUCCACACCAUGUUUUUUGUCUUCCAUUUACAGAGCCAGGGCUGUGUAGGACAACCACAUGUUUUUUCAGAGCAUACAUAAAACUGAGAGCUAGCAAGUCAUAAGGAAAUAUUCGCUCAAUUUAACAAAAAGUGUACUGGAUUACAAUCACUUACUGUCCCUUUAAGGUGUUCUGAAUGCCUGUAGCAUAUCACACGGCAUGAUUAAGCAUUUGAGUAAGAUAUUUUUACAAAUGUAGCUGUAAGAUAAAAACUUUAAACUCUUAAAAUGUUUGAUUUGAAAGAGAAUGUAUUCUAAUUAGAAUUAUAACUAUUCUGAUUAUCCAUUAACUCCCUCUGCUCUUUCAUUUAUUUUUAUCUGCAGGAUAUCUCUAGUUUUUCUGACUCACUCUAGAUUGGGUGUUUUGUCAGAGUUGUUUGGGAUGUUUUAACUGCACUCCCCCUCCUGCAUCUGUUUUCUCUACUCUGCUCUGUGCUGGUCUGUUACAGUGUGUAAUCAUCGUUUCAUUUCCUUGUGGUAGAUAUUAGGUAUUGGACUUUUUUUUCAGUGAGGCUAAUUUGCAUAAAAGGGGCAAAUUUCGGGCCAAAUGUAGGAAUAUUACUUUAUUGAAAUAUGUGCACAUAGCACCGGUGCACCAAGAUACUAUAUGACUGGCAGCACAGUUAGGGUGAAUUUCACCCUUUGCAGGUGCUUUUAGAAUUUUCUUUUUGUCUUAUUUGUUCAGGGUUAGUGACCAUGUAAUCCUUUUGCAGGUUAGGGUUAGAAUUCGCCCCUCAGUGUAGGAAGCUUACUCAUAACAACACAUACUGAAUUUUCAAUACAAAUACAGUUUGGUGAUCUGUACUAAUGUUUUCAUUUACAAAAAGUGGUUUCAGUCUGAACUAAAGUAGGGGCAAAACUGUGAUCAAUGCUGAAAAGGUCUGACAUCGAGCAGCAUUUGUAGUUGUAGUGUUCUGUGGUUGUUCACCUUGUCAUUUAUGGUGAAGGACCGGCUGGGAGGACACUGAAUGUGCACCAGAUUUUAUCUCACCAUCUGUUAGGUGGGUGGAAGCAUUUCAGAUAUCAUUUACUGAUACUUGACCAUUGGUCAACAUGUCCCACACUUAAAGAGCUUUAUUGUUUUAAUAGGGAAAGCCAUAGUUAAUGUUUUAGUAAGCUUUGUAAUUGUAAGCUUUGUAGGAUGACAUAUUAAAUAUGUAUACAUAUUUAUGGUGUCUGAAGUAGUUCUCAGUUUGGAACAACUAAAUUGUUUUGAUCCACGGGCUGUUUGACAGCAUGUAGUAGGUUAAUGAAAUAGUAGACUGGCUAAUCUGCUCACACAUUAAAUAUUUAAUUUGCCAUUUAACAAAGUAUACUUUUUAAAAUGUAAAAGCACAAUGUGACGCGUGUGAAUUAUAUAUAUGUAUAAUUUUCCCAUAUCGACGUAGUUACAGUGCUGUUGACUUUGCACUACCUUUUUUUCAGCACUUAAUUCAUUUUGCACUAUCGCCUACAGUGACACUUUCUACUGGUCAAUACCCCACUAUAUUCUGAGAUAAAUGACCUCCCGAGGUCAUGGAAAAGGAUGCAGACAGCAAGUAAUUCCAUACUAUGUAAUACUUCAAUGUUGUUUUUAUAAUAUUUUACCAAACAUAAAUAUUUAGGAUUUGAGUCCCAGACUGAGUAGAUGAGUUGUUAUGAGCAUGUGUAGGAGAAAAAAAGUGCCAAAAUGACUACAAAAGCAGCUGUGGACGUAUUAUAAAUGGAUGUCAGAGCAUGUUCAUAUAAUAGCUACUGCUUUUUACAAUGACAAGCUCUAAUCUUUGGAAAUCCUUUAUUUAUAAUUGUGGUACUCGUACCUGCCCAUUUCUUUUCAAAUUCUGUAUUUGAACAACUGAGCAAAUACAACUAAUUGUUCAAUUUCCAGCCCAUCUAACAUGGGCUAACUGCUGCAAAAAGAAAGACUUUUUGUCAGAGGAGAAAAGCAAAGUACCUCCGCAGUUUCUUUUCCAAAUUAGCUGUCCAGUAUUAUGUAAAGCAGAAAGUGGUAUUUUCCUGCAGUUCUUUGCAGGGGAAUGUGCAGUUAUGCAAUAUUCAUGUUUUCUUGUGUUUUCUUGUGUUUUGUUCAGUUGUUGAUGUAUACCUAUGUAACUAUAUAGUUAUGGUCUCUGUAGUGUUUGUUGCAUUAUAAUUGAUCUUCUGUUACUUUAAGUGUUAAUUUUCAGUGUGAUUUUUAAGGAAGGAAACAGAGACGUUGUGUUUGUGAAGAUGGCAGCAGUCAGGUUUUUGUGUUUUGUUCAAACCCACCAGAAACACAAUAAGCACAACACACAGGACUAAAAACCCUCAGGAUACAGUGGCACCCUGGACUGAAAGUAUUAAGAAACUUGAGACAAAUUCAAACUGUUCCGGUUUCCUUGUUCAGUUUUAUGUUUUAGCCACCAAAAGUGAAACCUAUGAAAUGGAAUCCAUCUAUUCAAAUAUUUCUUUUACUCCGUUUUCCCGUGAUAAUGGAAAAAUUUUCUCAUGAUCUCGAGAUAACAAACCAUAGCUGAAUACAGGGGUCGGCCGGUGCAUUUCUAUAGGAUAAUUUCAAACUACUUCCCAAGUUAGUUCAGUUGGUUGUGUGCAAGACUCAUAAUCCAAGGAUUGUGGGUUCAACUCUCACUUUCAACAACUUUUUUUUCUUCUUUUGUGUUUUUUAGUAUCCACUUCAACAAAGUUGUUAUGAAGAAAUAUUUCAAAGGUUCCAAAAUAGCUGUCAGGAAAUGUGUAACAUUAAAUGGAUUUCCCUGAAUGAGAAGCACAGGAAUUUCCUCUGUCUGGGAAUGAUGGUGAAAUGAAAAGUCCAUGGGUUGAUGGAUGUGGACCAAUCACCGCGAUGCACAAAGUGAGCAUGUGAAACAGUCUCUCCAUAAGAAAUUUGUUGAAGAGAUUAUGAAAAAAAUAAAAUAAAAAAAGUUCAUGUUCAGUGAGGAUCAAACCCACAAAUCCAAGAUUCCUGUGCUCUACCAAAUGAGAUAACCAGUGACACUGAUAUUCUUACUGAAAUUACCAUUAAACCACUGUGUUAAACUACUGUUUCGUUAUCUCGAGAUCACAAGAAAAUUAUCCCGUUAUCACGGGAAAACAACAUUUGUUAUCGAGAUCACGAGAUAAUUAUCCUGUUAUCACAGGAAAAUAGAUAAAAUAAAUAUUUGAAUGGAUGGCCACUUAGGGCGUAGAAACCUAAUUCUGUAUAAACAAACGUAAAUUGUCCAGUUUUAAGAAGUUUAAAAACAGUGAAAGUAAUAUGAUUAUGAAGAAGUGUAUUUGUUACUGAGCUGAAUAGCUGUAUCUGUGCAUACAUAAAUACCACGAAUCUUUAAGCAGAUGAUGCUAAAUAGAAAGAAAAAAGUUACUGGAGGUAAACAGGAUUGUCAGCAGUGUGUGUUUUACAGCUCUUAUGUUUGAGGUGACUGGAGAAUGUUAUCUACCUCAAAGUGUCACUGAGGCACGGCUGAAGAAAUAACUUGCUCAAUCACAUCUCUCUUUCAGAAGUGAUGUUACAUGAAAGGAAAAAAGCCUCUGCUAUGUGAGAGGACCAGCAGAAUUGUAUGUGAGUGUGUAUUUUCCUGUGCAUAUUGUUGUAGGGUGAAGCUGUUUGCCAGUCAGCUGGCAGGCUGGAACAGGAAGUCACUUGUGGGUGCACAUAUAGAGGGUAGGUACCCCUGUAAAUUAUAUUUGUGCCUCUCUGAGUGAUUAUUAAAAGUUCUGAAAUAAACCAAAA
Micropterus salmoides (largemouth bass) is the source of this 8878-nucleotide messenger RNA. RefSeq names its product solute carrier family 12 member 7b (gene slc12a7b). Gene Ontology annotation, molecular function: potassium:chloride symporter activity. NCBI's taxonomy places the organism in Eukaryota, Metazoa, Chordata, Actinopteri, Centrarchiformes, Centrarchidae. Gene Ontology annotation, biological process: chloride ion homeostasis; cell volume homeostasis; chemical synaptic transmission. The transcript is spliced from 26 exons. Gene Ontology annotation, cellular component: membrane. The record is from RefSeq and is a predicted model, not a curated record. Bases 256 to 3642 code for a protein of 1128 amino acids.